CCUCCGCACCCUCACUCCCUCUCACGACAUGGGCAUGAACGCCACCCUCGCCGCCGCGGCCACCCGCGCCGCAGCGCCCCUCGCCGGCACUGCGCCGUGGUACCACGCGCCGCGCGCCGAGCUGCUCGCGCCGCUCUCCGACAAGCACGCGGCGCUGCUGCUGCCCAUCGCCGUGUACUGGCUGGCGUCGCUGGGCUUCUUCGUGCUCGACGCGCUGGCGCUGCCGUUCUUCGAGCGCUUCCGCCUGCACGAGCCCGCCGAGGUCACGGCGCGCAACCGCGUGUCGCCGGCGCGCGUCGCCGCCAUGGUCGCCGUGCAGCAGGUGCUGCAGACGGCCGUCGGCAUGCUGGCGCUCGAGGGCGACGACGUGGGCCGCGCACAGGUCUUUGCCGACCACGACGGCGCCGUGGCACGCAUGGCGCUGCGCGUGGCGCCGUACGCCUCGGCCGCCGCCGCGCCGCGCCUCGCCGCCUGGCUGUACUGGUGGGGCAUUCCGGCGCUGCAGUUCGCCUGGGCCUUCUUCGUCAUGGACGCCUGGCAGUACGGCCUGCACCGCCUCUUCCACGAGUCGCGCUUCCUCUACCGCCACUUCCACUCGCACCACCACCGGCUGUACGUGCCGUACGCGUUCGGCGCGCUCUACAACCACCCCGUCGAAGGACUGCUGCUCGACUCUGCGGGCGGCGCACUGGCGCACCUCUGCGCGCGCAUGACGGUCCGGCAGGGCAUCCUGCUCUUCACCUUCUCGACGUACAAGACCGUCUGCGACCACGGCGGCUAUGCGUUCCCCGUCUGGCUCGACCCGCUGCACCUCUUCUUCCCCAACAACGCCGAGUACCACGACGUGCACCACCAGAUGCAGGGCCUGCGCUACAACUUCUCGCAGCCCUUCUUUGUGCACUUCGACGUGCUCUUUGGCACGCGCAUGGGUGCCGAGCGCUUCGCCAAGCUCAAGCAGGCGAGCCUCGAGAAGCGCGGCACGUACGGCAAGCAGGCCGAUGCGAGUGCGGGGGAGAAGCAGGCGGCUUCAUCAGCGACGGCGACCGAGCCAUCGCCGACGCGGGCGGCAGACGACUUGCGGCGGCGCAAGGCCUUCGUCGGCGCCGCGCAGGACGAGGCAUCGGUCGAGACGCUGCUCGCGGGCGAGCGCGGCGACCCGACGGUGACAACCGAUGCGCAGAGCUACCGCGCAAAGGCCGGCACCGCGGCCGCAUGAGCAACAGCCCCCUUCGCUUGCCUCGCCCCCGCAGCGAGCACCUGUACACACACGACGCGCAUAAUCAGCAUACCCAGUCUCCCAUGCCAUGCGCGGGGCCGGCUGAGUGCAAGGCUGCCGGCAAGAGGCGGCCGGCGGCGGUGGUGACGGCGCCUGCCGCGUGGGCAACAAUGUGCGGGAGCAAUGGGGUGUGAUGAGGCGGGAGCGGGAGGCAAGCACAACAGGGCCGUCUACCAAGACGGGUCUACUCAAAGCAAUCACGGCGUGUGGAGCAAGUGACCUUCAUUGUGGGCUCGUUCAAGGUGACAAGGACAAGGCCAGGGCCAAUGAGGACAAGGCUG
Tilletiopsis washingtonensis is the source of this 1557-nucleotide messenger RNA. RefSeq lists its product as hypothetical. NCBI's taxonomy places the organism in Eukaryota, Fungi, Basidiomycota, Exobasidiomycetes, Entylomatales. Gene Ontology annotation, molecular function: oxidoreductase activity; iron ion binding. Gene Ontology annotation, biological process: lipid biosynthetic process. Bases 29 to 1216 code for a protein of 395 amino acids. The record is from RefSeq and is a predicted model, not a curated record. The transcript has 3 exons.